AAACAUUAAACGAUUAAACACCUAAUGUAGUAUGUACUAAGUUGUACUUACUACUUACUAAUCUUACAUUUAUUAGUUAAUUAUUAUGUCAAUACUUAAUACUCAACAGUGAUCUAUUAGGUACUUAUGUUACGAUUUUACUUACAGUUCAGUUUUAAACUAUUCUACUAAUGCAUACAUUUUAUGAUAAUGUAUGUAAUUUGAGAAAUGUGUAUAAUCUGUAAAAUUUAUAAUAGUAUAAUAGUAUAAUAUAUUACACAAUACAUUAAUAUACAAUUUUUUUAUAAGAGAAAUAUAGAACAAAAAUGAUGAUCUCUAAUAUAUUUACUACAACUCUGGGUUUUAUUGUAUCUGUCAUUCUGCUAAAAGACGUACGUUCAUCAAGAGUAUUGGAACUUAGUGAUGGGUUUAUUGAAAUGAAAAACGAUGGACAUUGGUUCAUAAUGUUUUAUGCUCCGUGGUGUGGCCAUUGUAAGAAGUUAGAACCUAUUUGGCGUCAUGUUGCUCAAGCACUACAUCACUCUGAUAUACGGGUUGGAAAAAUAGAUUGUACAAGAUAUAAAAGAGUAGUUUCAGAGUUUGGAUUGUCAGGGUAUCCUACAAUCAUGUUCUUUAGAGAUAGAGAAGGUGAAUUUAAAUUUAAUAGCGAGCGAUCUACAGAAGAAAUGGUUCAUUUUGCAAAGCGAUUGGCUCGUCCUCCCGUUCAAGAGGUCACUGAUAGUAAAGACAUUGAAAUGCUCAAACAAACAAAAAAAAACUUCUUUAUGUUUAUUGGGAAAAGUGUUGGCCAUACUUGGGACCUCUUUUAUGAUUUGGCAAAACAAUAUCAAGCACAUUCUUAUUUUUAUAUUACACCUGAAAUAACUGGAAAACAGCAUUUUGUUUUUGGAGAAACUCCCGCAGUUGUGGUGUAUAAAGAAGAACAACACUACUCUUUCAAUGCUGAUGAAUGGGAUAUGGACUUCAAUACAAGCUUAACACAAUGGAUAAACACAGAGAGAUUUGAUACUUUUGUAAAAGUAACUCGAUCAAAUAUUCACCAUAUGUUGGAGACCAACAAGUACUUAGUUUUAGCCUUAGUGGAAGAGAAUAAAAUUGAAAAGUUACCUCCCCACCAUUCAGAGUUUCUUCAGAUGGUAGAAUCAGUUAUUGUGAAGAAUAGAGAACGUUUUCAUAGGAACUUUCAAUUUGGAUGGAUUGGUUCACCAGAAUUCGCCAGUUCUAUUACUUCAUCAGAUGUAUCACUGCCAUCAUUAAUUAUUUACAAUUCCUCUACUAGACAUCAUCAUUUUCCAAAAGAAAAACCACAUGAACUGACACCUGAAUCAAUUACUAUAUUUCUAGAAGCUGUAAGAAAUCAAUCAGUAAAGGCAUACGGAGGAAGUGGUGUGUUUAUACAGAUGUACAGGAUGUAUUAUGAGACAAAGAAGUCCUUAGUAAACAUUUGGGUUAACAAUCCUGCAGUUGCUAGUGUUUUAUUUGGAUUGCCUAUAGGCUUCCUACUAUUAAUAUGCUAUUCUACAUGUUGCACAGACAUUAUGGAUGCUAGUGAUGACGAUGAAGAAGAUGUGCAUCAUGAGAAAAAAGAAUAAAACUACUCAUUAAAAUAUUCAGGCGUAUUGAUUUAUUAACAGAUGUUGAAUAAAUAUUUAAAAACAGAUGAAACAUAAAAUAACUAUUUAUAUACAUACUAUUCAUGUUUAUAUAUUAUGUACACAUACAAAAUUAUUCAAAUUUUAAUUUAUAAAAAUACCUAAGAUUACAUUGAGUUCCAGUAAAGAAAUCCACCACAUUAUAAAGUAUAAAUAUUAAUUGUAUAGGUCAUUUGACUAUUUCAUAAAUUCUGUAACAUAUUAUGAUCUACUACAUGUAAUUUAAUUGAAAAUUAGAUGUUGAAUUGAGUAUUUUCCAGUUUGUAAAACUUUGAAUGAAUGUUGGAUUUUAUUUUAAAUGAAGGGUCUAUAAAUUAUUUAUUAAUUUAAAUUUUUAACCAUGAUUUUCAUAAAUAAUUGCAACUACAUACUUUUCAAUGCUGCAGUUUAUUUAUCAAUAUACAUUUUAAUCUGAAGUGUUGCUUUAAAAUAUAAAUGCAUGGUUAGCAUUAUUAAUGAUUUUAAAUGUUUAGUUUAUAUUACAAUUAUUUAUUUCUGAACUUUCCCAGUUAUUAUUUAUCAUGAGAGACGCACUGGUAGUUACUUAAAUCUUAUUUACUACGUAAAAAUUAAAUAAUCUGUUUGAAUAAAUUAAAAGUUGAAAAAAAUAAGACUGAAUCAGAAAUUUAAUUAAAAUAAUAAUGGUUAAUUUAAGUUAUCCAAAUCAUCCUAGAUGUAGAAAAGAGACAUAAGUAGGAACAACAAUUUUAAUUUAUAUCUCUCAUUAACACCUCAAUUAAAGGAAAAUACUUAUUAGUUUUAUUAAUUUUAAACCAAAUAAAAAAAAAAAAAA
Molecule: messenger RNA, 2445 nt
Organism: Myzus persicae (green peach aphid)
Lineage: Eukaryota; Metazoa; Arthropoda; Insecta; Hemiptera; Aphididae
Gene: Tmx3
Product: protein disulfide-isomerase TMX3
Exons: 12
Coding region: 306-1592 (428 amino acids)
Biological process (GO): peptidyl-cysteine oxidation
Cellular component (GO): endoplasmic reticulum
Molecular function (GO): protein disulfide isomerase activity
Source: RefSeq, a predicted model, not a curated record